Messenger RNA from Closterium sp. Naga37s-1, 9420 nucleotides. Lineage: Eukaryota; Viridiplantae; Streptophyta; Zygnematophyceae; Desmidiales; Closteriaceae. The record is from the annotation of a GenBank genome assembly.
AUGCUGAAGGCGCUGAGGACCAUGCACGACCACGGCUUCCUGCACCGCGACGUCAAACCCUCCAACUUCGCGAUGGGCGUGGGGGCGCGGCAGCAGCAGUGUUUCGUGAUUGACUUUGGCAUCUGCAAGCGCUUCCGCUCCUCCCACGGCGUGCACCCCGCGCGCCAGCUCGCUGAGUUCCGCGGCUCCACUGCCUACGCGUCCGUGCACUCGCACCUGCUCAUGGACCUGGGGAGGAGGGACGACCUGUGGUCGCUGUUCUACGUGCUCGUGGAGUUCCUCGAUGGGGAGCUGCCCUGGCGCCACGUGCAGGAGAAGGAGAGGGUGAAGGAGAUGAAGCUGUAUUUCUUUGACCAUCCGGAGCAGAUGACCAAGUCUGUUGCCUUCCCCGAGGAGCUCUCUGCGUUCGCGGAUCAUCUACAGGUGCUGCAGUAUGCCGACAAGCCUGACUAUGCCUACCUGCUCAACCUCCUCACCGCCUGGAACGCCCGCUGUGGGGGCGCCGCCCCCCCUCAGGGUGCCCAAGGUGCUGCCAAUGGCCCCCACGCUGCGCUGCCACUGCCGCCCCCUCCCCCUGCCACGGCCAACGGCCACUCUCAGUCUGCCCCAGUGCGCCAUGCCACUCACGAAUCGCCCCCCAUGCCCCACCCUGCCGCAAGCACACCUGGUGCUGCUGCCCUUGGCAAUGGUAUACAUGGCACGCCCCUCACCUCACCCCUCGCCUCGCCCGCCCUACCGCCCGCCCUACUGCCCUCUCUGCCCUGUGCACCACCACCCGCCAUCGCUGCACCACUCCUUGCGGUCGGUGGGUCAGCUGUGCUGCCAGCACCCCCACUCACACUGGAAGGGGCAGCGAAGGAGGCAGCAGCAGGUGGAGGGGCAGGUGCUGCUGCACUUGUCGCUGGCAGCCCAUCCAUGCCUGCACCCCCCUCUGCCCCUCCGCCCCCUGCCUCUGCCCUCACUGCAUCGGCUCCUCCCACCCCUACUGCUCCCAGCGCUACCCCAUCCAGUCCUACCCCUCGCAGCCCCACCACUUCAAGCCCCACCGCGCACAGCACUGGCGUCCUACGGGAGGACAGCACUACCUCCCACCCUGCUGCUCCUGCCGCUGCUUCCCUUGCCGCCGCCGCUGCGUCUCAUGCUCCUGACGUGGUGCGUGCUGCGUCUGCUGUUCCUCCGCUGCUGCCAGACCCAGGCACUGCGCCUGUGGGCAGCAGCGCAGGUGGGGGCGGCGUGGCAAGCCCCAGUGUUGGGCCAGCAAGGAAGGAGUGGGAGAGCGAGCUGGGCGAGCGCGAAAUGCAGGGCACAGAGGCGGGCAGGCAGGGCAGUGCAAGGGGGAGGAUGGGUGAAGGGGUGCGUGCAACCAGGGGGCAGGGCGCUUGUAAUGGGGGCAGUGAGGGGGGCAGUGGGGGCAGCACGACGUCAAGUGUGAGCCACAGCGACAGCAGCGGCAGCAGCUCCAUCAGCAGUAGCGGUGGUAGCAGUAGCAGCGACGGCGAGGCCAGGAGGGAGCAGCGCGGGGCGAGGGCAGGGGGGCGGAUGGGGACAGUGAGGAGGCGAGACGGGCACGGGUGUGUGGCAGGAGGGGGGCGAGGGCGUGGGAAGAGCAUGGGCGCACAGCAUACAUCAGAGGAGCGGGGCAGCAGGGGGAAUGAUAGCUGUGAUGCGCCGCAGAGGGGACGAAUGAGAGAGGGCGGUGGAGGUGCAGAGAGGCGGAAGGGAGAUGAGGGAGGUGGCAAGGCAGGGCAACAGUUGUUGGCGAGCGGUGGGGAGGGCAGCGAGCGCGUGAGCGAGAGAGGCAGUGCUGCUGCUGCUGCUGCUGCUGCUGCUGUGGGUGCUGUGGCUCAGAGGGCGGGCGAGAGGAGCGGUGGGCAGGGCAGGCACGGGCGUGGCGCAGCGUGGGAAGCUGGGGAAGGGAGAGGGAGCAUGGGGCAGGCGCAAGUGGAGCGUGAGGGGCGGGAGGGGAGAGGGGAGGAGGGCAGACGGGCAGACGAUGAGGGGGCUUGUGCAGAGGGGAAGGAGACAGGGGCUGUGAGGCAGGAGGUGAGGGAGCUGAGAGUGAGUGUGGGCGGUGAGGAGGAGGGUAGCAGGGCGAGGAGGGGGAGGAGCGGGGCUGUGGAUGUGACAACGAGAGGGCGAGAGGAGCGGCACGCUCAAGGACUUGGGGCGAGCAGUGGUGGCAGGGCGACAGGGGACAGGGGCGGAGAGGAGGGCGGGGCGCAACAGGAGAUGGUGGACGAGGACAGGCAGAGGUGGAAAGAAGGAAAAGAGGAGUGGAGAAGAGGCGGUGGGAAGUGCGUGGUGGGAUCAAGACAAGGAAGGGAGAGAGGUUUGGGAGGAGAGCGGGAUAGAGAUAGUGAGUGGUCUCACAGGGAGGGGAGGUGGCAGAGGGAAAGGGAGAGGAAGGGGAGGUGGAAAAAUGAAGAGAGAGAGAAGGAGGCAAGUGGCAAAGUUGGAGAAUGGGGACGAGAGAAGGUAGGAAAUCGCUCUGAGGAGAAGGAGCGGGCAGCUGAGGAGGCGAGGGCGAGAGGAGGUCAAGUUGAAGCAGAGAAUGAGAAGGCGUGUGUGAGAGUUGGUUACACGACGCACACAGCAGAUGCAGGGGCAAUCAAGCCAGAUGCCAGCAGGGUGGAGGUGGUGGAGGUGGUGGAGGAGACGAAGGAGGAGAAGGAGGAGAGGGGUCAAGAACCAGCCAGGAAAAUGGACUGGGAAUGGAGGCAGAAGGAUAAGCGGGAGGAGAGGGACGGAGAGGCGGAGGAGAAAGAAAGGGAGCGGAUGUGUGAGUUGGGGAGGGAUAGGGAAAGGAGGACAGAGAAGGGAAGAGAGGGCGAGAGCGAACAAGAGAAGGAGCGAGAAAGAGAGAGGGAGAGGGGGGGAGAUAAGGCAAAGGGAAACGAGAGGGCGAGGGACAACGAGAGAGCGCGGGGGCAUGAGAGGGAGGGGGAUAGGCGAAGAGAAGAGAGACACCAAGGCAGUGAGAGGCAGGGUGGGAGGGGUAGUGGCAGCAGUGGUGCGGGGGGCUAUGAGGAAAGAAACGAGAAGCAGGGAAUGGUGGAGAGACGGAGGGAUGCGUGGAAUAGGAGCUCUGGUGGCAGGGGUUCUUCCAAGGAGAGACACAAGGGGACGUGGGAGGGGGGCGGACAGGCAGGGAGAGGCGAGAGGGGAAGGAACAGAGAUAGGGAUGGAGGCUGGGAGCGGGGUAACGACAGAAUGCGGGAGAGGAAGACAGAGAGGGAGACGAGGGGGAGGGACAGGGAUGAGGAGAGGGAGAAGGAUGGGAGGAGAAGAUAUGAAUUCAAGGAGAGCGAGAGGGGUGAGCGGUGGGAUGGCAGCAGGUCCAGGGAGAGGGGCUGGUCGAAGGAGAGGGGCUGGUCGAAGGAGAGGCUCCAGGGCAGGAACGAGCACGCAGAAGCAGCUUCUGCGGCGGGAAAGGGGGAGGGGGCAGUGAGAGCAGACAUGAGCAGACAGGGCAGCGGGCGGGAGCAUGGGAUUGCGAGGGAGGGCACCAUCGAGCGCGUGUUGUCUGUAGAGGAGCGAGAUGAGGCGCCGGGGAGGGGUGGCGAUGGUGGCAACGGCGUUGGGGCUAGUCAGGAAGCAACAGAUGGGGCGGUGGAGGGAAGGGACGGGCCAGGGGACAGGGGCGCAGGGAUGGAACGGUGUGGGGAGAGGGGCAGAGAGGGGAGGGACAACGAGAAAGGGGGGGUGAGAGAGGGGGAGGAGGGGGAGAGGGAAAAGGAGAGGGAAAGGGAGAAGGAGAGGGAGAGGGAGAGGGAGCGGGAAAGGGAGGGGGAGCGGGAGAGAGAGAGGGAGAGGGAGAGGGAGAAGGGGAAGGAAAGGGAGAGGGAUAAUGAGAAGGAAAGGGAGAGGGAGAAUGAGAGGGAGAGGGAGAAGGAGAGGGAAAGGGAGGAGAGGGAGUCAGGAAGGGGGAGGGAGAGGGGGAGGGAGAAGGAGAGGGAAUGGGAGAGGGAGAGGGAGAGGGAGAAGGAGAGGGAGCGGGAGAAGAAGAGGGAAUGGGAGAGGGAGAAGGAGAGGGAGCGGGAGAGGGGGAAGGAGAGGGACCGCGAGAGGGAGAAGGAGAGCGAGAAGGAGAGGGAGAAGGGCGGCAAUGAGGGUGCUGGCAGCGGCGGUCACAGUGUGCAGAAGCCCCAGCAGCACCCACACACUCUCUCCCACUCCCAUUCUCACUCGCGCACUCUCCCUCGCCCCCUGAGCUCGCCCCGCCACCAGCAAGGCAGGCCCACCUCCACCCGUCUGCCCUCGCCUGCUGCCUCACCUCGCUCCACCACUCACCCACUCUCGCCCUCCACUGCUGCUGCACCUGUUACUGCUAGCGGGGGCAGGGGGGGGACGGAGGAGAGGGCGAGGAGGCUGCGGCUGUGUGUGGACGCAUUGAGAUACGGCGCCUGCAAGAGCCCCGCCUCCUGCUCUCGACACCACCCCAAGCGGUGUGACCUCAUAGCCUGCACGCCCUCCUUGCUGCCUGCACGCCCUCCUCUCGCUCACGUUACCUCUCCUCACCCCGGCCACAUCCCUGUGUUUGGACCACGUGGCUGGCCGCUGCCCCCUGCCCUCCGCCCGCUGCUUCCGCCACCACCUCUCCCCCGCUCAGGUCAGCGCCCCACCACUCCCCCCAUGCUCACAGUGUCCGCACCUGCUGCAUGGCACACGCACCUCCUCUCAUCCCAUGGCCCGCAACAGUAUCUUGUGCCCUCUCCCUCUCUCCAUCUCGCCACUUCCCUUCCGCUUACAACCACCCCCCCCCCCGCCCGCCUUCUCUACGCGGCCCCAUGUGCGCCCCACCAGGAGGAGCACUUCUACCAGCGGGGCGAGCUGCCAGCGGACGCCAUGCAGCCCGCCUCCUGGGUGAUUCAGCGCCGCCUGCUCCUCCACCCCGCCCGCCCCCGCCCGCUGCAGCCCCCCCCUGCGCGCGCCCCUUCUCCCCGCGAGCCCACCCGUGCAGAUGAGGCGCAGCUCACGCCCAGCUCCUCCCACCCCCGCUCUGAUAGCCCUCACCCACAGCAGCAGCAGCAGGGGGGGUCGCCAGGGAAGGGAGGGGCAGGGCUGCUGGCAACGCCAGGGGGGCUGUUGCCGUCCCCAUCCAUCUCGCCCUCCUUGCUCGGUGCCCCUCCUGCCGCCACCCCCCCUUCCACGCUCCACUCCCUGCUCCCCCUGCCGCCCCCUGCUGCCCCCUCUGCGCCGCCCACCGCCCCUGGCACAGCGGCGACCUGGGCGAGCCUGGGUGUGAGCAGGCCUGCUUUGAGCAGCAGCCAGCAGCUCGCUGCCACUGCUGCAGAGCAUGCUGCAUCACCUGCCGCUGCUGCUGUGGCAGCACGGCCAGGGGUUGUGGGUGGCGCUGCUGCUUUGCCGCCAGCACGCAUGGGGGCGGAAGGCAGCGGGGAGAGGGGGCGAGGAGUAGGGCUGAGGGGGGAGGGCAGGGAGGGCGAGGCAGUGAAGCCGAAGGCGCGGGUGAAGGUGGUGAUCAACGAGUGGGGGGUGGUCAUCCCUCCGCACGCCCUGCUGCCAGCCAUCAAGCGCCGCAAGCUGGACCCCCCUCCCGCUGCUGCCGUCCCCACUACACAGGGUGGUGGCGCCGUGGCGAGUGGCAGAGAAGGGGCGGGGAUGGGUGAGACGGCAGAGGGACCGCCGCCUGCCAGUGUCGCAGCAGCCUCAGCAGCGGCGGCAGCAGCAGCAGGCAGGGUGGGUUUGCCGGUGGGCCUGUUGGCGGCACUUGAGAGAGUGCUGGUGCCCCUCGUGGCUGUGGGGUUGCUGCCCGUGCUCAUGUGCCCCACUGCUGCUGCUAAUCCCAGCCUCACAUCCAAAGAGACACACACAGGAACCAACACAGAUACAGCCACAGGGACUGACACUGUGACAGCCACAGACAGUAGCACAGUUACAGUCGCCGGGACUAAUACGAACAGUGACCCCAGUGCCUGCACUCUCCCACUGCACUGGGCUGACGUGCCGUGUGCACCUCUCCCCGCCCACCACCGCACAGCCUGGUUUCUCCCCCCUGCCCGCCUCGCCAGCCCCAUUCCCCCCCUGGCAUGCAAUGCUGCUGUUGCCAGCAUGGGAGCGGGCUGUGCUGUGAGCGUGCGCUGUGACAUCCCGCCCUCGCUGCUGCCCGCGUCACACACAUGGCAGCCUCUUGCUGACGCACAGGGGGGCACCGUGCUGCCUGCUGCAUCCGCCCUCACCCUCUCGUUCUCUUCGCAACAGGAGCAGCGAGGGGAGCAGGGGGAGCAAGCGGGACAGGGGGAGCAGGGGGGCGGCAAGGGGGAUGACAGCGCUGAGCGCGGUGGGUGGCAGUGGCGCGUGCAGCAGGAGGGCGGCGGGCAGCUGGCAGGGCUCAUGCGGCAGUGGCGCUGCUCUCACACCGGCACCCCCUUGCCGCUCUCCUGCCCCCAUGCCUGCAGCAGUGGCGCUGGCGAUGGCAGUGGUAGCGGCAGUGCGGAUGGGGAGGCAGGGAUGGGCUGUGAGGCGGACAGCAGCAGCAGCGACGAUAGCGAGAGUGAUAGCUUGGGUGGGGGAAGUGAGGGCGCGAGUGGCAGUUGGGACCUGGGUGCUCACCAUCACUCGCAACAGGCGGGUGGGGAGGACGCAGGUGAGGACGAGGAGGAGGAGGUUGGUGACGGGAGAAAGAGUGGGAGGGAGGGCAGCGAGGGGGGUGUGGCGAGUGUGUGUGAGGCGGUGGGGAAACGGAGUGGGCAGGCGAGCACCCCGUGUGUGCUGCCAGCGGGAGAGGCUGCUCCCUCGAUUCACAUGGCCAGGGGCGCGGAUGGGACAGGCAGGGGUGCGCAGGUGCAAAGCGAUGGAGAGGUGAACAAAGCGGUUGAUAUGGUGGGGCUUGUUACUGGCGAUUGUGGUGGCGGUGGUGGUAGUGGUGAUGGCAGUGGUGACGGUGGAGUGCGGGGGGCGAAGCCGGAGGAGGAGGAGGAGGAGCGGGUGGGGGAUGGAGAAGAGAAGCAGGCAGGUGCAGUGAUAACGCUUCCCAAUGUCGCGACCACCAGCACUGUGCGGGUGUCAGCUGCCCUCCUGCCCCUGCACGCCCUCGCCCAGCCACCCUUCCCCUCGCCCAAGAAGGAGCGCACUCAGCGCACCGUGCCCCGCCGCCUCCUCUCCUUCCCCCCCCUCGCCCUCCCCUCCCUCCCUGCCCUUCCCCCCUCACUGAUCCCCUCCACUCCGCGCAUUCCUCGCCCCAGUGUCCCCCCCAGCGCAUCCCGCAAGGCCACGCCACCAGGCAGGCGGGCAGGCGGCAGUGUGGGGACUGCGGAGGUUGGGGGGGGGACGGGCAGUGAGGAGGCAGAGGCUGGAAGUGACAAGGGCGGUGGUACAGCAGGGAAGGUGGAGGGGCACAAGGACCAAGCAAGCCUGAAGGAGGAGUUAGAGGCUGUGGCGCACAGGGGGAAGCGGGAGAGGGAGGAGCAACAAGGGGUCGACACAAAGAGACAGAGGAGGGAAGGAGCAGCUGGAGAAGGGGGAGGAAAGGGAGAGCGGGGAGAAAGGGGAGAGGACAGAGUGGGGGGAGAGGAGAGGGGAGAGGAGGGAUAUGGGACGGAGGAGAAGGGUGUAAAGGGGAAAGGGACAUUGGAUGAAGAUCGGAGGAGGGGAGGUGUCGUGGGAAGAGGGGGAGGGAAGGGCAGAGGAAGAAAGAGAGGGGCGACGAAUGGGAAUGCAGGCGAGCGAGAUAGGGCAGCGCAGCAGGGGGAUAAGCAGAGGAGCAUGCAGCAGCAGCGCGACAGGCGGGGGCGAUGGAGGCAUGGGGGCAAGCGGGGUGGCAUGAAAGGAGGAGGUGGGAGGAGAGCGGGGCGGACGGAGGGCAGGGAGGAGGGUGCAGCGAGGGUGAGUGGUGCGGAUGGCAGAGAGAGGGAGGGAGGGAGGGCGCAAGAGAAUGAGGAGCAGAAGCAGGUGAAGGAGGGUGCAAGGGAGGAUGGUGCAAGGCGGAGUGAGGCACGGGCCAGUGAGAGGAAACGAGGCGGUGGCAGGGGAGGGGGGGGGUCGGCACUGUCUCGAUGCCGCGAUGGGCAGGUGGGGGCGGUGGGUGCAGUGGGUGGGGCGAAGGGCAGUGGUGGUAAGCAGGAGACGGACGGGCUGUGGUCAGGUGGGAGCAGUGAGGGCAUGCACGGGCGCGGGGGGAGAAGUGUGGGAGGUGGUGGGAGUGAGGGGGACGAGGAGAGUGCGAGUGAGAGUGAGAGUGACAGCUUCUCAAGCCUGUUUCGAGAGGAGGAGAGUGAGGAGGAGAGUGGGGGCCAGGGAGGGGGCGAGGACAUAGAGGUGGACGGGCCAAACCUGGAGGGGCACGCGGCAGGAGGGGGUGGAACAGAGAGGAGCGCGUCGCAGGAUGGCAGUGCUGCUUCUGGCAGCAGUGGUGGCAAGGAGACUGGCAUGGAAGGCUGGCAGCAGGGCGGCAGGGGGAGGGGAGGGGAACAUGGAGGUGAGCAGGAGGGAGGGGGAGGGGCGAGCAGGGCGGGGCAGGCAGGCAGCGCGUGUCUGGCCACCAGCAGCCCUGCCUCUGCCGCCACACCCCUGCCACACCUCGCUGCCAGCCCCCACCUGCACUGCACCACAUACGUCACUGCCAGCCCUCACCUGCUUGCCAGCCCGUACCUCAACGCAAGCCCGCACUUCACGAGCCCGUACCUACCGUACAGCCCCGGCAUUGGCGCCAGCCCCGUGGGCAGCACCACCUUCUCCCCCCACCCGCUGCUUGACACUCCGCUGUCCGCGUGUGCCUCGCCCGCUGCGGUGCUGGCGGGCGAGGAGGGUGCGGAGGAGAGAGGGGGUGAGCAGCGGCGUGGUGAGGAGAGGGGCAAGCGGAGGGAGAGGACACGGCUGGUGAAGGACGUUGCUGGUGCUGCUGUGGGGGGGCAGGCAGGCGCACUGGAAGGCAUUGCUGUGCCCACUGCACCUGCUGCCUCAGCUGCUGCUUCCGCUGCUGCCCGUGCGCCUUGCCAGGAUGCUUCUGACGAUCCAAGCAGAGGGUGCUCCGCUCUUGGCCCCCCUGCUGUUGCUGCUGCUGGCAGCAGUGGUGGAACGGUUGGGAGUGGUGACUUGGGAAGUGGAAUGCUGGGGAGCGGUGACAAGGGUGGGGGAACAGUUGUGAGUGGUGACUUGGGUGGUGGUGGCGGCGGGGAGUUGAAAGCGGUCAAGAGAGGUGCAGAGAAGAGAGGGCGCGAGAUGGAGGAGGAAGCAGAAGCGGGGUUGGAGGGCGAUGAGGAGUGUGCGGAGGGCAGGAAGGGAGGAUCAGCGGGCGAGCUGUGGGGGUUGAAGCGCCAGCGGUCGAGGAGAGGCGGCAGGCCUGUGGUGGCUGGCAGCGGGGGAGCGGAGGAAGCGAGGGGCGUAGCAGAGGGAGGGGAGGUGAGGGCAGGAGGUGCGAUGGAGGGAGUUGUGAGAGGCGUGGAGCAGCCUGUAGGCUCGUGA